GCGAACCUGCACGUGAAGACGAUGAUUAGUGGAUGAUACAAUCUGAUACGAUCUAUGUGGUAUACAUCAAAACAUACGACGAUGAAGUGACAAUUUUGCAAAUGUCGUAUUUCUUAGAUGAAUACGCAGAAAUUUUUUGCGAUUGAAUUUGAUUCACCUUAACAGAAGAGGGAUAACGUGCCGCCGAAAUCACAUUGACAUUUCAUAUUGCAAUCCUGUCACAAGAAUAUGAUGACUACAUUAAGUUGUUGGAAAUGACAUGUAUAAAUAUGGCAGUUGUGUAAAUAAUUAUCACACACAUUUCUUUGAAUCCUUUUCGUGAAAGCUACUUAUGUGAUAUUAAAAAAUGUCACAAGGGAACGGUGCUGCUGUUGCAGUACCUAACAAUCAAAACGGCGCAGUACCACACAAUCUUCACAGUCUUGCUGGUGUGAUAGGACCAGUUUUAAAUAAUAAUAAUAUGAAUAUAGCUAGAAAUAACAAUAAUCAAAACCCAUUGAUUAAUGUUCGGGACAGAUUAUUUCACGCAUUAUUUAUCAAAGCAGCGCUAGCCUAUGCACGAACAUUUCCAAGGCCUGUCAGGAGAUUUAUAGAAUUUAUGAUUCUUGUCAAGGCAAUAAUAGCAUUUUUUAUAUUGGCUUAUAUCCAUAUAGUAUUUUCGCGUGCACCAACUAAUUGCUUAGAACAUAUAAGAGAUGAAUGGCCACGGGAUGGUAUAUUGAGAGUUGAAAUUCUCAGGAAUGGUGGUGAGGAUUAUAGUAUAGAGAAAAGUUAUGCCAAAGAGGAAAAAUUGAGACAGGAAAAAGUUGAUGAUUUAACUAAUACUUUGGGCAUAUUAACCAGAGAUGGAUUUAUAAAUAUUGAACCAUCGGCUGUUGAUGAAGAACGGGACACUACAAAUGCAUCUGUUGAAGAGAGUCAUGAGAACUUAACAUCAUUUGAGCAAGAUAUAAGAAGUGCAACAGUUUCUGGGGAAACGCAAAAUUCUGACCUAAGCACGACAAAUACAACAAUGAGCUUAUCAUUACCAACUAAACUUUGGAAUGAUUUAAAUACAGCUAAAGAAAUAUCAUCCGAUGAAAAGUCAUCCGUUCCAAGUAUGGAAGGUAAUUCCACAGAAGUGCCUGAAGCCAGUAAUCAUUUAAAUGAAGAUAAUAUACCUUUAAAAGAUCGUACAGCGGACGUUGAUAAAAUAGCUAGGACAGAAGAUGGCUACAUUGUGGAAUAUUCAUUGGAAUAUGGUUUCUUGCGAUUAUCACCAGCAGCUCGACAAAGACUAAACAUUCCAGUCAAAAUUGUCACUUUGGAUCCAUCAAAUGACAAAUGUUUUGGUGAUACAUUUUCAAGAUUGAUAUUAGAUGAAUUUUUGGGUUACGAUGAUUUGUUAAUGGCAAGCAUCAAAACAUUAGCGGAACAUGAAGACAAUAAGGGUUUCUUACGGAACGUGGUCACAGGAGAACAUUAUCGAUUUGUGAGCAUGUGGAUGGCGCGAACAUCAUACUUGGCCGCAUUUUUCGUCAUGCUCGUAUUUACGGUCUCAAUCUCGAUGUUAUUGCGCUACUCGCAUCACCAGAUCUUUGUCUUCAUUGUUGAUCUCAUACAAAUGCUGGAGUUUAACUUAAUUGUCUCGUUGCCGGCGGCUUCCUUAUUGACAGUAAUUUUGGCAUUAGUGGGAAUGGAGGCGCUUAUGUCCGAAUUUUUCAAUGACACAACCACCGCGUUUUACAUAAUCUUGAUAGUGUGGCUUGCCGAUCAAUACGAUGCCAUCUGCUGCCAUACAGCUCUGACGAAGAGGCAUUGGUUAAGAUUCUUCUAUCUGUAUCACUUUUCUUUCUACGCAUACCAUUAUCGAUUUAAUGGACAGUACAGCAGCUUGGCGCUCAUCACGUCCUGGCUCUUUAUACAGCACUCGAUGCUCUACUUUUUCCAUCAUUACGAGCUACCGGUGAUCCUGCAGCAGGCGCAGCUGCAGCAACUCCUGUUUCGCAAUCACGCCCAGCCUCAGCAGGCGCAGCCAGCGACGCCCAGCACGACCCCAACCACCCCGGGACCCGGGUCGACGGCGACGCCUUCGUCUUCGCCGAGUCCGAACGACUCGUCGACGCCUACGACGGAGCAGACGCAGCACAAUUACAUCGCCGAGCUGUCCCAAUUCGAUCCGGAGCCUAGCUCCGCUCCGGAAGAAGGACACGUCGACGCCGAGCGGACGUCGGCCGAGUCGUCGUUGACGUCGACGGAUCAUCAAGACAGUUCUGUUCAAGUGUCGGAGGACGCGACAGCGGUGUCUUCCGUCGCGAAGAUGGACGCGGUUCCUUCUCCAACUUCCGGACCUGCGGGUUCGUCCGCCGACACUUCGUCCUCCGAAGGCUUCGAGGUCAUCGAGUCUGCGGAGGAUGUGCGUAAUAAGGAAACGACGUCUACCGAGGACAAGAAGGAACAUUAGAUUUUGUGGAAUAUGAUGACACGACUGGAGAACGCAAAAGAGAGUAGUCACUCUCCCUGCGGGAGAUUGACGCGAUUAUCCUAUUUUCGAAGGUAAUGUGCAAUUAUAAUCUUUACGUUAGAAACGAAAGACAAGCAAGUUUUGAUUUCGACGUGGAUAAGCUUUAGAGAAUGUUUAUUUGAGAAUGAAUAGGUAUCGCGGGUUUCUUAAAGUCGGAACCGAUGGAGGAAGAGAGGCAGAGAUUUAAUAUGGCGCGGCGCGCCGUACUAAUAUAUACGAAAUAAAUUUUUAAUGGGGGACAAAUAUAUCGGGGAUUAUACAAUAUAUCGGAUUUAAAAACUGCACUCGACAAUUCGAUGUUAGAUUCGUUAAACUUACAUAUUAGUAGUUAGUUAUUAAGAAUGUAAAACUUCAAGAUGGAUAAGACACGAUCACAGAAAAAAAGGAAUCCUGGAUUCAAGUAUAUUUUUAUUCUCGAACA
Nylanderia fulva is the source of this 2924-nucleotide messenger RNA. RefSeq names its product membralin. NCBI's taxonomy places the organism in Eukaryota, Metazoa, Arthropoda, Insecta, Hymenoptera, Formicidae. Gene Ontology annotation, cellular component: endoplasmic reticulum. Gene Ontology annotation, biological process: positive regulation of ERAD pathway; response to endoplasmic reticulum stress. The record is from RefSeq and is a predicted model, not a curated record.